AUCCCCUUGAAAGAACACGAGGAAAGUGAACGUCGCAGAUUGCUGGAAAUAUCCAAAGGCUCAAAUCUCACAUUUCUACGCCGCAGACAUGGAUUGUGGAGUCAUAACAUCGAAAACCGUCCUUUUACUUCUCAGUUUAAUAUUUUGGGCUGCUGGAGUGGCCCUUGCCUAUGUUGGUUCUUAUGUGAUCAAAAGCUACAGCAACUUUGAAGGCUUUGUGGCCGAUAAGUACUCCCUCGUCCCUGCAGCCAUUAUAAUCGGAGUGGCUGUGGUCAUGUUUGUCAUUGGGACUGUUGGCUGCUGUGCAACUCUGAGGGAGUCCAAAGUUGGUUUAGGCUUUUUCCUUCUUAUCAUCAUGGUAAUCUUCGCUGCUGAGGUGACUGCCUUUGUGUUUGGCUUCAUCUACAGGGGCAGAAUUAAGGGUGACUUAGAAAAGUCAAUGAGUGAUGUCUUCCAGAAGUAUGAUGGUCUCAACACUGAAUCCCAUGCAGUGGAUUACUUGCAAUCUCAGUUGCAGUGCUGUGGAGUGCAGAACUACACCGACUGGACAGCAACACCAUGGUAUGGCCAACAUAACAACUCUGUGCCACACUCCUGCUGUAAAGCCAACACUACACAAUGCAGUGGGCUAUUCAACCAACCAGAACUUCUGAACACACAGGGAUGUGAAUCUAAACUGGAGCAGGUGCUGCAGGAUGUUCUUAGUUAUGCAAUAUUGGUCAUCCUGGGAUUUGCCAUCAUAAAGUUGUUUGGGAUGCUCAGCAUCUGUGUCAUCACCUGCAGAAGCAAAAAUAAUGAUUACCAACCUCUGUAUGCAUGAGAGUAAAAUGAAGUCUCCUGAAUCCCCUUGGAACUGUCUCUUUACUGUGCAGCUAAAGACAGCCUCAUUGGCACCAUGAAGAUAAUAGGUUUUCAAAAGGCAUAUUUUGGAAGUAUGCCAGUAUUCCACAUAUUGUAAUGCCUUUGGUUUGGUUUGCAAAGUUGUUGUUCAACUUGUAUGCAUCAAGAAAUGCUGACAUGAAACCACAGAAGUAUGUUGUCAAGAAUUUUUAUUUAUUUGUCUUUUUCAAAUUAAAGAAUCAAUUUUUCACUCUUAAGUGCAUCUCAUAUUUCCUCUGUAAUUUUGAUGGUUAAUGUUUUCAUGCCAAAUAGGUCGAUAAUACCCCUACAAAAUACUGUAUACUCCCCAUCUACCCAACCCCACAAAGUUUAAGGAAAGAUUAGCACAACAGAGCUUUACCAAAUGUGUUGGAAUCUUCUUUAGGUCAAAAUUUAAAGUUGAUAUAGGCACAUAACUUUGUACACCAUGUUACGUUCAGUGUUUUCUUUUUUCUGCCUUUCAAAUUCUUUAUUGCUAUUUACUUUAAAUGUUAAAUUGUCUUCUGUGAUGCAAUCACGUAUGUUUGUUAUACCCAUUAAAUUUACUUAGUUUAGCAGAGGAAUAAAUCUGUGACUGUUGUUUAUCAAC
Xyrauchen texanus (razorback sucker) is the source of this 1468-nucleotide messenger RNA. It is a transcript of the gene tspan36, whose product is annotated as tetraspanin 36. Gene Ontology annotation, cellular component: membrane. Gene Ontology annotation, biological process: protein maturation; regulation of vascular endothelial growth factor signaling pathway; protein localization to plasma membrane. The transcript is spliced from 7 exons. NCBI's taxonomy places the organism in Eukaryota, Metazoa, Chordata, Actinopteri, Cypriniformes, Catostomidae. Bases 89 to 820 code for a protein of 243 amino acids. The record is from RefSeq and is a predicted model, not a curated record.